Molecule: messenger RNA, 2208 nt
Organism: Schistosoma spindalis
Lineage: Eukaryota; Metazoa; Platyhelminthes; Trematoda; Strigeidida; Schistosomatidae
Source: the annotation of a GenBank genome assembly
AUGGAAUCUGGGGCGAUAUCUGUAGCUGUUACUUUGUUCAGAGAGACAUUUCCUAGUUUGGAUGACGAUAUCUCUAGCUACAUAGAAAGUAUUCUCACUGAAAAUGCUGAGCAUUUUGACUCUGAGGGUGAUGUGCAUGACGCAAUCGGUGGAGUUUUGGAUGGGUUUCACCGUCAAAAUAAUGAUCAAGAGAUAAAAAUCUUAUGCAAAAAGAUUUAUCAACUAAUGAGGCCGUCUGACGGAUUUGUUGAAAAACAAAUGACUUUGGAUGCUCCAGUGCAGAUGGCAAGUUUACUGGAUACAUUCAGUGAAAGAGUGGUUGAUAAUUCUAGUAUUUGGAUGAUGAAAAAACAAAACAGCACUAUCGUCGAUUCUAAAAAAUUAGAAAAGGCUGAGGCUAAGAUUAAAGAAAAGCAGCUGAAGAAAGCCAUUAUCGGAAAACCUGGUAAUGCAGGAAGAGCCAUCGAGGUCAAGGAGGAUGAACGCGCUACAGUUAGUCAACAGACAGAUCGACGGGAACUAGCGUCAUCAUCACAUGUAGUGUCUCACGUAGGGGAUAUUCGUUUGGAAAAUUUUGACAUUGCAUAUGGUAGCAGAGUUCUCUUACAAGGUGCCAAUCUGUCUCUCACGUACGGUAAGAGGUAUGGUUUAGUGGGACGAAAUGGUUUCGGUAAAACAACUUUGCUUCGAUCGUUAGCCAAGGGAGAUUUGCGCCUACCACCAGGUGUCCGCGUACUACAUGUAGAACAAGAAGUUGUUGGUGAUUCCACUCCUGCUUUGGAAAGCGUUCUUCAAGCCGAUAUAGAAAGACACACCCUCCUUACUGAAUUGGGUCGCCUUCGGGCUGAAAUGAAAAGAAAUUCUGGCACGGAUCAAGGUUUAUCUAGUAGCACAAGUACAAUAGAAUCUCGGGUCGCAGAGAUUUAUUCUCGUUUGAGUGCAAUGGAAGCAGAUAAGGCUCCAGCUCGAGCUGCGGUCGUUUUGCAUGGUCUUGGCUUCAGUCCGGAAAUGCAGGCUAAGCCCACAAAAGAAUUUUCUGGCGGAUGGCGUAUGCGUUUAGCUUUAGCACAAGCACUUUUUGCGAAACCAGACCUACUUUUGCUGGAUGAACCUACCAAUAUGCUUGAUAUGCGCGCAAUAAUUUGGUUAGAAGACUACUUGCAGUCCUCAUCUAACAUCCUUUUGAUUGUCUCACACGAUCGAAGUUUUUUAAAUACGGUUGCAACUGAUAUUAUUCACUUGAAUUGCAAGCGUUUGGAUGCAUACCGAGGGAAUUAUGAUGCUUUUGAGCAAGCUCGUUCUGAAAGAUUGCUAAACCAACAAAGGGAGUACGAAUCAUUGAAAGCUGAAAGAGAGCAUAUACAACAAUUUAUAGAUAAAUUUCGUUACAAUGCAAAACGUGCAUCCCUCGUACAAAGUAGAAUUAAGCAUUUAGAAAAGUUGCCACCAUUAAUUCCUCCUGAAAAAGAGUUGAAGGUUGUGAUUCGACUGCCUGAUUGUGAGAAACUUUCUCCUCCAUUGUUACAACUUGAUGAAGUUUGUUUUCAUUAUGUACUGGACAAACCAAUUUUAAAUCAUGUCAAUUUGAACAUUUCACCAGAUUCACGAAUCAGCAUUGUUGGUGAAAAUGGUGCAGGUAAAACGACAUUACUUCGGCUUCUUUUAGGUGAUUUAGAACCGACUUCAGGAUUACGUCACGCACAUCGUAGUUUACGUAUUGGUUACUUUAGCCAACAUCAUGUUGACCAACUGGAUUUAAAAUUAAGCAGUUUAGAAUUUUUGAUGAGAAAGUUCCCAAAUCAGACUGAACAAGUUUAUCGUUCCCAGUUGGCGAAUUUCAAUAUAACGGAAAUGCUUGCUCUUCAACCAAUCGGUAGUUUGUCAGGCGGACAAAAAUCAAGAGUUGCAUUUGUUGCUAUGUGUAUGUCCAACCCAAAUAUGCUUGUUCUCGAUGAACCGACAAAUCAUCUAGAUGUAGAAACGAUUGCAGGCUUAUCUGAUGCUUUGGUUAAUUUUCCCGGUGGAGUUGUACUUGUUUCACAUGACGAACGUUUAAUUCAAGCUGUAUGUAAUGAAGUAUGGGUGUGUACACGCAUGGGCAUAAGUCCUGUUGACAGUGCUAAAGGAAGUCGUGUAUAUUCAUUACCAGGUGGUUUGGAAGAAUACAAAAAAGCCGUUCGAGUUGAACUGGUUCAACUAAAAUCUUAA